This is a messenger RNA of Heteronotia binoei (common prickly gecko), 2553 nucleotides long. RefSeq names its product coiled-coil domain containing 102A (gene CCDC102A). Gene Ontology annotation, cellular component: myosin complex. The transcript has 10 exons. The coding region runs from base 494 to 2200 and encodes 568 amino acids. Lineage: Eukaryota; Metazoa; Chordata; Lepidosauria; Squamata; Gekkonidae. The record is from RefSeq and is a predicted model, not a curated record.
GGCAGCGGCAGUCCGCUCCAGUUAUCUGCUCUGCAGCAACAACGGAACUCCUGGAGGAGCCGAUCCCGGCCGUCUGCGGGGGAGUCCGCGGCCAGAAGCGAGUUACUGGAUUUAUUAGUACUGCAGUCCAAGCUCUCUGCUCACAACCUGAGUUUGCUCCUGGCGGAAGCUGGGUUCUGGUAGUUGUCUCAAGGUUGACUCACCCUUCCAUCCUUCCAAGGCCUCUGCAUCCUCUGCUUUCCACAGCUACCUGACACUUGCCUCAGUAAGGCACGCACUCUGAGACAAGGACAUUUCCUUUUUUCUAAAUCGCCAUCUUUGGUACCUGGGUUAUAGGAUAUCUUGAUUUCCAGCUCCCUGUGUUUUUUUCCUGACAUGAAUUUUGGAGAUGGAAGACCGUGAGGCCUGUGAUGCAUAAAGGAUUCCAUGUGAUUUUUUAAAAAGCUGUUAAAGAGCGAAUGGUGGUUUUAGAUCCCUCGCCUCAUGCCUGUUGAUGGACGAUUCAGCUGCAGUUGCCAUUAUCCAAGACUUUGACCUGGAAGAGAAAAUGAGUCAGAGUACCCGGUUUGCCGAAUCACCUCAGCUCUCUAAGAGCACUCUCCUCAACAUCUUGGGCAGCCCUCAACCUGAGAGGAUGAGCCUCUCUGAUUCCAUGCCCCCUACCCCAAAGAGUGGCACUCCCUCACCGGGGCCACCUCAGCUCCCUCUACUGGGCGCCAAUUGCCUUGAUGGUGACUGGGAGAGCCGUGAGGAACUGCGCCUGCGUGAGCUGGAGGAGGCCCGAGCCAGAGCAGCCCAGAUGGAGAAGACAAUGCGAUGGUGGUCAGACUGCACGGCCAACUGGAGGGAGAAAUGGAGCAAAGUGCGCGCUGAACGGAAUAAGGCCCGGGAGGAUGUGCGCCAGUUGCGCCAGAAGCUGGAGACCCUGACCAAGGAGCUGACCAGCCUCAAGCGGGAGAGGCAGGAAGUUCUGAAUGAAAACGAGCAAUUGAGCAAAGAAGUGGCUCGGUUGAAAGGGGAAGGUGAGGGGGAGAAGGAGCUAGACAACCGUGUGGCCUCCGAAAAGGAGAGUGAGGCCUCUCCAGAACAGGAGCCUGUGAGAGAUGUGGGUUCUGAGAAGCUGCCAAAGAACAAGUCAUUGCAGGAAUUUGAACUGAUGGAGAACUUUCUGAAAAACAAGCAGGAAGGCUCUGAGUGCUGGGACCAACGGAGCUCAGUCAGUGUCCGUUCAUCUUUCACUCGCCAAGAAAGGAACCGCUUGUUGUGGGAGGAUGUCUCGGUUAUAGAGGAAGAUGCUACCAAGAUCACUGCCCUAAAGUUGCGUCUGGAUGAAUCUCAGAAAGUGCUACUCAAGGAACGGGAGGAUAAGCUGUCCCUCAGCAAGAACAUUGAGAAGCUGGAAGGUGAACUGAGCCAGUGGAAGAUCAAAUUUGAGGAACUGAACAAGAACAAACAGGAAGUGCUGAAACAGCUAAACAUUCUUAAGGAGAUCCAUCAGGAUGAACUGGGGCGCAUCUCAGAGGAUCUGGAAGAUGAACUGGGAGCUCGAUCAAGUAUGGACAAGAAAUUGGCUGAGCUACGGUCAGAGAUGGAGCGUCUGCAAGCUGAGAAUGCAGCAGAAUGGGGGAAGCGCGAGCGCCUCGAAACAGAGAAACUCAACCUGGAACGAGAGAACAAGAAGCUGCGGGCCCAGAUAGAGGACCUGGAGGAGGUCUUGGCCCGCAAGAGGAGGCAGACAGCCAGUGCUCUCGACACCGAUCUCAAGACCAUCCAGACGGAGCUCUUCGAGAAAAAUAAGGAGCUGGCAGACCUGAAGCACGUCCACGGCAAGUUGAAGAAGCAGUACCAAGAGAAGAUGGCUGAGCUGGCCCAUGCCAACCGACGUGUUGAGCAGCACGAAGGUGAGGUGAAGAAGCUGCGCUUGCGUGUGGAAGAACUCAAGAAGGAGCUGGCCCAGGCUGAGGAUGAGCUCGACGAGGCUCAUAACCAGGCACGGAAGCUGCAGCGGUCGCUUGAUGAGCAAACGGAACAAAGUGAGAACCUCCAAGUUCAGCUGGAACAUCUGCAGUCCAGGCUUCGCCGGCAGCAGAGCAUCCCCCUCUUCGGAAAAAUCCGCAGUUCACGUUUUGAGCCUGACAACUCUGGCGAUGGCACCAGUGACUUGGAUGAAGAUGAAGACUUGCAGAUCCAAGUUCCUUAGCGACUGCCCGGCAGAGAGACUGGUGCUGGGGCAGGACGUUUAUUCCUUGAUUGGAGUGAUGGCUUUUGGCCUCAACAAGGAGAACUUUUCUUUUGAGGGAGAACAAGACUUGGAGCUGUGGGAAAGCUGGAAAAGAGACAUCUAAGCCUCUAUAUCCUGGUCUGGAACAAGACAACUUGGUGACUGGGACAAGAUGGACUACUUCAAGAGGAAGUUGCUCGACUUUGCAUAGUUCUCCCUUACUCACCAGCCCCAUAAUUCAUCCCUGUUGUGGGAGUGUGAACAUCACAUGUUCAAGAGCACUAGGAACUAUUUGCCUUUAGAAACCUAGUGCAGUAAACAGACCUUUGCCC